Messenger RNA from Coccinella septempunctata (seven-spotted ladybird), 1765 nucleotides. RefSeq lists its product as uncharacterized. Gene Ontology annotation, biological process: regulation of DNA-templated transcription. The transcript has 3 exons. Gene Ontology annotation, molecular function: DNA-binding transcription factor activity. The record is from RefSeq and is a predicted model, not a curated record. Bases 132 to 893 code for a protein of 253 amino acids. NCBI's taxonomy places the organism in Eukaryota, Metazoa, Arthropoda, Insecta, Coleoptera, Coccinellidae.
UUAAUCGAAGAUCUUUGCUCUGCUUAUUUUUACAAACGAAAAUAGAUAAUUUCAUUUCAUACAUUUUGAGGUAUAAGUUCAUUUAGUAUCUUUUUGUUUGAAUAUAAUAAAAAAAAAUCUAUAAGUGAAGAAUGGCGAAACGUGUAAGAUACGAUUCUGUGAGAAAAUACGAAUCAUCAGAAGAUAGUGAGGAUACAAAUGGAUGUAACCAGUCUGAAGAAAGCAGCGACCCGGGUAUAGACAUUCAAAAAUUUAAAUCUAAUCGCAAACCGAAAUGUUUUUCGAAAAAUGCUGAAAUGGCCCGACAGAAUCGUUUGAAGAAAAAAAUUCAUCUUGCAAAACUUGAAAAAAAAGUCGAAAUCCUGAAGAAGGAGAAAAAUGAUCUGACUAACAUUAUUGAUAGACAGUCUACUAUGCUAUAUGAUCUGAAGAAAGAAGUAAGAUAUUUAAAAGGAGUUUUAGCUAAUAGUUCUGAUAUUCGUACAUUAGUGAAAAACAUCCAUGCAACAACUGGAUUGCCUGUUUCAUCAUCAUUGGACAGUUCUUUGAAGGUAGGUACUGAUAGUACCAAUGGGGAGUGUGGAAAUUCAAUAGUUAAGGAAGAAACACUGUUGUCUGAAUCCAGUUGUGUAGGUUUUAAUAAUUUUGGUGAUUAUUUAGGAUCCGAUCACCUGUUUGAUGUUGACAAUGACUUAUUUUCAUACAUGGAAACAGGAGAGUUUGAGCAAAACCUUGAAAAACCUCAACAAGAAUCUCCUACAAUAGAACAUAAUUACACAAGUAAAUUGCUUGAAAAUGAAAGUUAUGGAAUUUGUCUUCAUGUUUGUAAAAACAAGGUUUCUUUGGAGUUAUGUUCAUUAUGUGAAGAGAAUGCAAGAAUGUACUCGACUUGAAACUAAUUUUCAGAGUGGAGAUACUACUGAAUUACUUGGAAGGAUUGCAGUAUUUUCUUUCCAAUGUUUAAUUCAAGGUGUGGUAGCUUUCUUCCUUACUAUAUUGUAACUUCUGAAAUUGUUGAUAGCUUUACUCUUUAUGUCACAACCCAAUUCAGUUAUUCCAAUAUAUUACUUUACGUAAUAAUAAUGUGAUGACUUCAUCUGAAGAGAAUUUUUCAUGGUCUAAAAAACACCAAUUUCAGAAGUUAAAUGAAACACAACCAGUGAAAUGACUUGUUAUUUUGAUGUAAAUUUUGUUUUCAGUCAUUGAUAACAUGAAUGUGAAGAUAUCAGGUUGAGUAUGUUGAAAAUUGUAUCGUUCCUUUUUUUUACUCUGUUGUGCUUUAUAAUCAAAAUUCCUUUUCUUGAUCACAGUUAUGAUUUUUUAAGAAUUAACUGUAGAGCACAGCUAAUAUCCAAUAUGUUUUCAUUAUUUGAUUGAAAAAAUUUACUAAAUACAUUCUAUCUAAGUUUCAGUGCAGAUAGUCAAGGAUCAAAAGGAAUUAGGUGACAGGUAUCAUGUGAUAUUUGAUGAAAUGUUAGUAAGUAAGUUGCUUUGGUGAUAAAGAAUGUUUCUGUACAAUACCAUACAAAAUUUUGCUGGGUCAACAUUAUUAUGGUUAUCGUAUAUGUAUAAGUAUUUAGGUAUUAGGACAUAUUAGAUAUUCUUCAUGGAUAGAUGUACCACCAUAUUCAAUUCAUAAACUUUUUGAAUAUGAACUUGCUACAGAAUUCGCCUAGAAGAGGAACAUCUGAAAUAUUGAAGAAAUUUUCUGCAUACCUUAUUCUGAGCACUGUAUUAUUUUGUUCCAAAUAAAUUAUAUUUUUUU